Molecule: messenger RNA, 3132 nt
Organism: Lates calcarifer (barramundi perch)
Lineage: Eukaryota; Metazoa; Chordata; Actinopteri; Centropomidae
Gene: tmc4
Product: transmembrane channel-like 4
Exons: 16
Coding region: 191-2239 (682 amino acids)
Cellular component (GO): plasma membrane
Molecular function (GO): mechanosensitive monoatomic ion channel activity
Source: RefSeq, a predicted model, not a curated record
CAAGGAAGUACCUGUGAGGGCAUUAAGGGGAGUAAAGUCCGUGAGAGAAGACGACAGGGAAGGGAUUCCUGGAUAGACUGCAUUUCCUCAUGACGAGCUGGUUCACCAUUUGUUUUAUUCUGAGUGUGUUGUUGGUAAAGUAUUAGAUGUGGUUACAGAGGAGCUGGUUGUGCUGAACUGCAUCAGAGAAAUGGCCAGUGAACCACAGGGACAAGGCUCAGGGAAUUGUUUCCCUGAUGAGCAUCAGUCACUGAGGUUCCGAAGGGUUUCAUCUCGAGUGUCCAAUCAGAAUUACCCUCAGUUCAACUGGAACUCGACCCCUGCAGACGAGGAUGGGGGGGGCGACAGUGGACCGCGCCGGGACCUCAAGAGCAUCCCUCUCCCCAUGUCUCUGAAAAGAGCUGUGAGGCAGGUGCAGCAAAUGCAGGUGCCUGUGGUUUCCAGUGUGGAGUCAUGGAAAAGGAAGAAGUCCAAAUCUCUGUGUAAACUCAAAAACGCCACCAGAGAAUUUCUCUACUUUUUCGAACUGUGGAGCAAGUCUUUGCAAAAAAUUGGAGGGAACUUUGGAGGUGGUGUCCAGUCUUACUUCCUGUUCCUGCGAUUCUUGGUGGUGCUCAAUUUUGUUUCCUUCUCUCUGAUUGCUGGAUUUGUCCUCAUCCCCAGCAUCAUCUUCAGAUCUGCUGGGUCCAGCCCCGUCAACAACACCGGUCCAGAGGCAUGCAUGGAGUAUGACCCCAAUCCUCAAGGCCUGGUGGUGUUCUAUAAUUAUUUCCUUGACUUACUUUCGGGAACGGGUUUUAUGGAGUAUUCAUACCUGUUUUACGGCUACUACAACAACACAAUGGUGGAGGACAGGAACUUCUCCUACAACAUCCCCCUGGCCUACCUCUUCACUGCUGUUUUCUACUUUGCCUUUUGUCUCAUUUGCAUCAUUGCACGCAUGGGGACCGCAGCUCGAGUUGCUGUGGCAACGGGAGGCAGCGCUGUGGGCAACUACAGCAUGAUAGUGUUCACGGGCUGGGACUACGGUUGCCUGGGAGACCGAGCGACCAAGCUAAAGCAGAAAAACAUCCACUACCGGCUGCAGGUGGACCUGGAGGAGGAGAGGAUAAAGAAACAGGCAGCUGCUCUGACUCUGUGUCAAAAAAUACUUUUAUACUCUCUACGUGUUUUUAUGUUUUUCCUUGCACUCGGGCUCAUUAUAGCAGCCUUCUACGGCAUCUCUGAGGCCACCAACUUCAGCCAGGAAAGAAGUGACGAGCAAGGGAUCCUGGGUUUGAUUUUUGAGUAUCUUCCCUCCAUUGUCAUCACCACUGGAAACUUUGUGGUGCCUCUGCUGUGUGACCAGAUCGCCUUAAUAGAGAGAUACACCCCCAGCACUACCAUCAUAGUGGCACUAUUAAGGGCAGUGUUCCUGCGUCUGGUGAGUCUGGGCGUUCUCCUCUUCACCCUGUGGCGUCAGAUCACCUGUAAGGGGGACACAAACAAUAAAGCCUGUGAACUGUGCCAAUACAACCAUGAGGUCUAUCAGUGCUGGGAAACACGAGUGGGACAGGAGAUGUACAAGCUGACGCUGUUUGACCUCUUAAUCAACAUUGCUGUGCUCGUCCUGGUGGAGUUUCCACGCAGGAUGGUGGUGGACAACUGGUCCAGUAAGCUGGCUCAGUGGGUGGGUCGGCAGGAGUUUGUGGUUCCUUCCAACGUGCUUGGUCUGGUUUACGGUCAGACUGUGGUUUGGACAGGAGCUCUUUUUUGCCCUCUGCUGCCACUCAUCAACGCCAUCAAGUUUGUCAUCCUCUUCUACUGCAAGAAGAUCACACUCUUCUAUAACUGUCGACCAGCACUGAAGACGUUUCGCUCCACCACCUCCACCUUCUUUUUCCUGGUGGUACUCCUGUUUGGCUGGGGCCUGGCCACAGUUGUCAUGAUUUACAGUCUGGCUGAGAUCCGUCCGUCUAUGGGUUGCGGUCCUUUCCGUUUCUUCCCCACCAUGUGGUCGAUUGUCCCAACCUCUUUCCACAGCCUCUCUGAAACUACAAAGGAGUUUCUAUUCUUCAUCGGCUCCCAGGCGUUCUCCAUCCCUCUGUUUGCCUUAUCAUGUGUGGUGAUGUGCUAUUUCAUAGCCUUAGCCUCAGUCCAUGGGAAAAGUGUUGCUCUGCUAAGAGCGCAGCUAAAACUGGAGGGCCGUGACAAGCAGUUCUUGGUGAAGCAGAUUGAGGAGCUGAGUCGACAGCUUUAGAUACCCAAACAUGCUGCAGGAGGCUGAACAUAUGGAACAUGUUUGGUUUCUACAAUCAUCAAAAGUCCCCCUCCAGGCAAAAAUGUGUAUUGGUCAUUGUUUCUUCACUUGUGUGUUUGACCUUCACGAUGCAGAAUAAUGUAUGUUCACGGUUUGAUGCUUGAAGACUGUUUCCAGAUUCUUCUGCUGAAUGUGUAAAGUCUCUGUGUGCUAAAUCUGAGUUUAAGGCAAUUACCUGUGAGCACGAUUUGUGACAUCACUACUAAUUUGGAGCCAAUCCUGACUACAUAAGUACAAUGUAGAAACUUCAGCACUGUAUCAGCACUGUAUAUACUGCACACUGAGGAUGGUCUUUUAGUGAUGUAGGAGACAUCUUAUAUCCAGUUGUUAAACUUUUGAAAUGAAACAAAUAUGUAUAUUUAUAGAUUAUGUAUUUUUCAGUGAGGGAGGAAGAUUAAUGCCUCAUUUAAGAAAUUCAAACUAGGUAAAUGAAGCUUUUCAUGGAAAAACCACAUCAGACACAAUUCACAUUUUUAUUCAAAGCAGUGUUCUUAUAUAUAUUUGAACAUAAGUCAGUGGUAUAUAUAUAAUUGUUUAUAUAUAAUUUUAAAGUUUAUUUUAUAAUUUUGUUUUUAUAUAAUUGAAUUCAAAAUGUGGUUCUAGACAGAUCUAAACCAAGAGGUUGAUUUUUCAGGAGAAUUUGAAAAAGUGAAAUUGCAACCUGUUCAUUAAUAACCGACCUAAGUUAUUGUUACAUGGUUAGUUUAUAUAAAUGCCAUGCAGAGAGUGUCUUUACUAUAAAUACUGAGUUUCACCACUUUUGUCUGUCCAUGAAAACAGAUUUGUAUAUUUCUUGUUCCUUUUACAUAAUAAAAUCACAGGAGUUAUAGCCA